CCCUCUGGGCCUCUCCCUAAAGCAAACCUUACAAGUCAGGCUCAAAAGACUGGGUAGAGGGUGACUUUCUCCUCAAGGGUGAGCUGUCUUCUAAGGGGAGCUCUGGGCAUGUCUUCUCCCCCUUCUGAAAGCCAUUGGCUGGGUGUGAAGAUCUUAGGGUAGGUCUGUGGAUGUCUACUUUGGCAUCUCAACUGCUUGGGGGUCUGUGCUGAAGCCAUGAGGUCUGAAACAUCUUGAUUUGAAGUGAAAUGAAUCCUAAUUUUGUGCGGAUGGGGGCCUUGCUUCCCUAAAACAUUAUGGUUUCUUUAAGACUCUCAACUUGGGAAGGAACCACAGGGGAACGAAUCUUUGAAAGAAUUGAGCAAGAGCCCCUGACCUAGCAACCAAGACUGCAUCUGACCCGACCAUGUACCCCAAUCCUCUCAUCUACUGCACCUGCUUGGACCCCUGGAACUUGGGGCCACGGAAGCUAAUCAAGACCCCUCAUCCACUUCCAAAGACCUCCACAGGGAAGCCUAAGCAAGCUCUUCCUACACCAGUUUCAAGAGAACGCAACUACCUCCUGUCCCAACCAAUAAAACCUGUUGUUUCCCCAAAAGACAAAGCCCAGACAGGAAAACCAGAGGAGAGCAGCAAACUCCUCUCUACCCAGGAAGUGAUUGACGUGUCACCUGGCUAUAAACUCAUUCGAAAUCGAGAACAGAUUUCGGUCACCUUGGGAGACGAGAUGUUCAAUAGGAAAAAGCACACGGAAUUGGAUGUUUUGAACAAAAUCAAGUUUUCCAGGACUGAUAUCAUUUCUGACCUUGAGGAGCAGAUCUCCGAGCUGACAGCUAUAAUAGAACAAAUGAACAGAGACCACCAGUCUGCCCAGAAACUGCUCUCCAACGAGAUGGAUCUCCGCUGCACUGAGAUGAAACAGAAGUUUGAAAAUGAGAUCAGGGAUCUCAAAAAGGCUCACAAAGAGGAGCUUGAGAAGUUAGAGAGCAGCUAUAAAGACAUGCUGAAGGUGGAGAAGGCUGCUGCCCAGGAGAAACUAGAGGAGAUGAGCAAAGAAUACAAGUAUCUGAAGAAUAUGUUUCACAUGUAUCAGGAUAGCAUUUAUGACGAAAUGGAAGAUAAGUGGUCAAAGCGGAAGGCAGAAUGGGAGAAGGAUGAGAAGCUGGAGCGAGAAAAGAUCCUGCUACAACAAAAACAUAGGAUAACAAAAAAGUUUGAGUUAGAGUCAGAAGAAGAAAAGAAGAAAAUGAAUGAAUCCUUCAGUGCUGUCUUUGAGAACUUCAAUCGAGAGAAAGAGGAGCUCAUCAAACAACAUGAUGAAGAUGUCUUGCAAAUUCAGGAGCUGAAAAAAUCCAAGGAGAUCCUGGAGGCUGAGCUGCGGGCACAGACUAUCGUUCUGGAGACACUUAACACGAACCUCUACCACUGCCAGCUGGAGCUCCAGAGAGAGAAAACUAUAUUGGGAAAUCUGGAGAAGCUGUUCCAGACGAAGCUUGCUGAGACUGAAGAAAAGUAUAAGUAUACCAUACAGACCCUGACAGAAGAAAACACCUGCCUCAGGCAACAGAUCGCGACCAAGAGUGAGGAAAUGUCUGAAGAAAGAUCUGAGAAGUCAGCCUUCACCAUUCCUUAUGUGCAUGAGCCCGACUCUGCCUAACACAACAGCAACAAGAAGCAAGCACCGUAGAUAACACUGUGCUCCCUGGCUGGACCCGCAGCAACGCUGCCCGCAGAGCCGCGAGGCUUUCUGGAGAGAUGCAGAUGAGUUGUUCUGCCUUUAUUUUUGUCUUUUUUACAAUUUGCUUUCUCCAGAAUUCUUACCUCAAUUACAUGGUGACUCUCUAUGAAAAUGUAAUUUUCUCUGUCCUGUUCUGUGGGCCAUGUACUAUAUUUUUUUCUGCUUUUUAUAUAUUUUGAUCAGAUACUGGUUUGAAGGGACUUCUUAUUAAAUGAUGCAUUUUUGA
Molecule: messenger RNA, 1964 nt
Organism: Mesocricetus auratus (golden hamster)
Lineage: Eukaryota; Metazoa; Chordata; Mammalia; Rodentia; Cricetidae
Gene: Flacc1
Product: flagellum associated containing coiled-coil domains 1
Exons: 15
Coding region: 407-1657 (416 amino acids)
Cellular component (GO): sperm fibrous sheath; cytoplasm; outer dense fiber
Source: RefSeq, a predicted model, not a curated record